AUGAUGAUUUCUGCAUUGCUCGCUUUGUUCCUCCUGGACGGUUCUCUCAUGGAGAUCGUGUUCCGCUGCCCGAGCUGCACCGCGGAGCGCCAAGCGGCGUGCCCAAAGCUCACCAGCUCUUGCGCAGAGAUUGUACGGGAACCGGGUUGCGGCUGCUGCCCCGUUUGUGCCCGGCAGAAGGGCGAGCAGUGCGGGGUCUACACGCCCAGAUGCGGGAGCGGGUUGAGGUGUUACCCGAGUGCGAAUACGGAUUUACAGCUGGAUCAGCUGCUCCAGGGGCUCGGGAGAUGCGACAUCAUAGUGGACCUGGAGACCACCAUGACCACCCCGGAGCUGGUACAUAUUGGGGAGGUCAACGCCACACGGCCCCCUCCUCAGAAGAAACCCACCAAGGACAACAACUACCAGCACAUCAAAGAAAUAGCAGUGAAGCAUCAUUUAAACAGGCAGAAGACCAAGAUGUUCAGCCCCCAGGAUGAUCUCAGAGUGCCUCACCCCAGACAGAGUCAAUGUCAGCAAGAACUGGACAGAGUAUUGGAAGAGAUCUCCAGGAUGACCUUCCAUGACAACAAAGGACCACUGGAGAAUCUGUAUGACCUGAAUUUCCCAAACUGUGACAUUACAGGACAGUACAACCUUAAACAGUGUCACAUGUCCACCCAUGGACAGAGGGGCGAGUGUUGGUGUGUUAACCCUCACACUGGGAUCCAGAUUCCCUCGUCCCCCAAAGUGAGGGGAGACCCCAACUGCAGUCAGUAUUUUGAUGGUCCCGAGCUGGAGCCGCCCACCAACCUGCAGAAAUAGACACAGCGUCUGUUCAUGUUUGUAAUUCUGUAUAUGUGUGUGUAUGUAUGUGUGUAUACAGUAUUUUCCAAAUAUGUAGGUCUAUAUUGUCAGUGAGGAGCUGGAAUGAGUCGCAUGCCGGCAAAGACAAGUCAAAGGCAACCUUCCCAUCUCUCAAAUCCGGAUAACUGUACCCUAAAUUUAACUUUGAAUGAUUGUUUUUCUUUCGGCCUAUUUAUAGGCGUGUUCUGUGCCAUUAAUCGUGUGACGGUAUCUGCUUGUAGAGCUUUUUCAGGGAGUCUCAUAUACAGCAUGUGCAGCUGUUCGCUAAAAAACACAUGUCCUUUAUUUGACUAUCCGGCCUUUUGUUUUUAGAGAGCCAAUGAAAAUGGUGCUUGACUGUAGAGAUAACACAUCUCAAACACAGCAUCUCGAAUUCCUGAACGAUUUUCUUUGGCAUGUUAAUGCACAUGAUAUGACCAAGCAAAUGACAUGAAGAAGAAUUGGUUCACCCCAAAAUUCUGUAAUAACCAUCCCUCGUGUCUUUUUAAAGGCUCUUUUUCAAAAUCAACGAGCACGAUUUAAGUGAACAUCAGAUUGAAUUCCAAUCUUUUUGCAGAUUAGGCUAUCAUAUGGCUUCGGAAGAUUUGGAAUUUUAUACGUCGCUUUUUGUGGAGCUUGGCAGCCAUUUGGCAGCACUAAUGUUCAUCAAAACAUCUUCUUUUGUGUUCCACAGAAUAAGAAGCGUUUGAUUCAGAAUGACAUGAGGAUGAGUAAAUGAUGCCAGAAUUGUUGAGUGAAUUAUCUGUUGAACAGUGAUCAAGGUGUCUGAUUGGAGGAUUUUGUAGCAUCUUGGCCAGAGCCAUUGAGAGAGAGAGUUGCGUCAACUCCAUUGACUCCAAUGGAACAGUUUUUUCACACCAAUGGCGGUUCAUUGAGCCUCUCAAUAGUUCCCGGAAGUUACUAGUAACGUAUGGAGCAGCAGCAAAACAGACCGGUUGUGAUGAACAUUUAACCCUUUUAAAGACGUUAGUCAUUUAAUGAAUAUAAAAGGAAAGAAAGAAAUCAUUUAAAGAGAAAAUUCUGAAAGGUCCACGGAUCACGUGACACUCGAAAAUUCUUCCCUCUCUUAACGGCUCUGAGGAGAGAUGUGGUCAUAUGUGGUCAUAUAAAGGGAUAGUUCACCCCAAACUAAAAAAUCAUAUAUUUUUUAUUUGCCCUCAAGUCAUUCAGACACUUUCUUCUGUAGAACUCGAAAGUAGAUAAUUAGAGAAAUGUUUUGUGUCCUUAGUCAUUGUUGUAAAUCUUUUAAAUCUUUUUUCUUCUGCAGGCGAUAGAGAGUCAGGCAGGUUUGGAAUGACAUGAGGAUGUGAAAAUGACGGAAGAACGUGUGAACUAUUCCUUCGCGCAUUUUGUUCAGUUUUUUUAGAGACAAAUUAACUCGACAGAUAGAUCAAGAUGGAACGAGUACUGUUUAUGCACAUUUGUUCGUUUUUGUAGAUAUGUGUAAGAGGAAAAUCCUAGACUUUUGUGUUUUUGCAUGACUGUGCGUUCAGAUAGGCGUUCAGUGCUGGUACAAGUUUUACGAAAAGGCCCCAUCUUGGCAUAUUAUCGUUUAGUUAUUACUAGACUUAACUGCGUUUUAAAGUAUUGAAGAAAAUCAACAAUUUAUGUUUUUAUAAUCAAUCAUUGCUAUUGCUUAUACUUACGCCCGUCUCCGCUACCGGCAGCUGAUGGUCCUCUGUUCUCUCUAGUAUGCAAGUUGUGUGUGCACGCUUGCGUUGAGGAUCAACAUUUACUAAUGAUGUGCUGACAGAGAGCUAGAUUAGGACACGGGCCUGACAUUGACAAAUGUGAUAUAAAGUGGGUUAAGUGCAUAUAAAUAAACACAGUUUUGUCUGCUGUGCCAGUGGGUUGCGCUCACCUUGCAUGCCAGAAGUCCUGGGACGGAGGCGACGGGGAGCGAUAUUACCCCAGUUAUUAUCCAAAUGAAUUGACCAGAAGUGGAGCUUGGAGAUUAAGAUUGGGUCUGUUUCAUUAACCGUGCCAACACACAUUUAUGAGUAAAACACAUAACAUGGUGUUUUCAUAUAUUCAAUUAAAGUUAGAAUAAAAUUCUCGAACAUGAUUUUUUGUUAGUUAUUGUUGUAAGACAUUUAAUGAAUAAGAUGCUAAAAUGGGUGUAUCUAAUGUAACGUAACAAAAGCAAUCGAGGAGAAGUAUUUUACAGUUAAACAUUAUUGUUUUUCCACUUUUUGUUGUCGUUACUCACAAAUCUUGCCAUGCGUGCUGUCCAGUGAGGGAACGUCUCAAACUGAGAGUGAGAGAUGAAACGUUUGCCUAACCAGGAUUCGUCAAAUGAUGUGCACGCACAUCUGAUGCGAAUCUGGUGGACGUUUUUUUCCAAAGCAACUUACUGUGCAAUCUUUCAAAAAAAUUAUGCGUUCACCAAAUUUUGGCCAGGAAUUAGUAAACAAGAGCUAUCUUUCUAGUCUAGGAAAGAGCGCUGGCAUUUACAUCCCAUGGUGUUUGAAGUUGGUACAUUUUUAGCGUUGAUCCUUAACAUUAAACAUAGAUUCUUAACCCUGGAUCUCCAGCUCCGCGUAUGCCCGUUAUAUCAUAUAUAAGACACAUUAACCUUCAGUAACUCAUACAGUAUUAUCUCUUUAAAAGUAGCUUUCUUUUAUUUGUCAAGUACACGCAAUUACUACCGAAUGGCUGACCACAAUGGCCUCGCAUGCGAGUUCCUCGCGGAUAGAUUCCCUGAGACACGGGCUACGGGUUUUCCGUUUCGGUUUGUUUCCAAAAUAGAUCGCUGCCUGCCCUCCGGCAGUACAGAACAUUUUACGGUAGCUCGAGUUUGGCCUAGUUUGGAAACAGUGUGAAACCAAUCCCUGUGGUUUUCGGCCAUAUUGAUCUGCCAGAGCGCUUCCAAUUGGAUGGAAGCGUUCACGUACAUGUGUGUGUCCGUGUGAACGUUUCGAUGCUGUGCCGUGCCUGGAGCCAGAGGGACGGUGGGAAGGAUUUCUUGCCAUCUGGUGCAGUGUAAAACUGUCAGAGCAGGUCUCUGUAUUUGGAGAGUCUUGAACAAAUGACAGAGGGAGUUUUUUGAGCAAAUCCAAACGUCAUGUGCCAUGCCAACGUCUCACAUCCUUUUUUCCCCUCCGUAUCCUGAGUGUCGGGAGGUGCGGCGGUAUUAAGUAACGUCUGUUACUCGAAGCGUUCUGAACACGGCAUGCUCCUUACGUCCUGUGUCAUGCACGUAAACUGAAUUUUCUGUACAACUGCAAUGGAAAAAGCCAUAAAUGCAUGCAAAAAUAGACGCUGGUUUUAAAUUCUUGUAAUAAAAUCCACAAUGAUUAAAUGUAUUACCAUUCAGA
Molecule: messenger RNA, 4163 nt
Organism: Triplophysa dalaica
Lineage: Eukaryota; Metazoa; Chordata; Actinopteri; Cypriniformes; Nemacheilidae
Gene: igfbp2b
Product: insulin-like growth factor binding protein 2b
Exons: 4
Coding region: 1-804 (267 amino acids)
Biological process (GO): regulation of insulin-like growth factor receptor signaling pathway
Cellular component (GO): extracellular region
Molecular function (GO): insulin-like growth factor II binding; insulin-like growth factor I binding
Source: RefSeq, a predicted model, not a curated record